AUGGCUUCAGGCGUAAAACGCGAACGAAGCGAUGGGUUUGAUUAUGAUUAUGAGGCGGUUCUGCUGGAUAUAGAAGGAACAACAACUCCGAUAUCUUUUGUUAAGGUAACCAAUUUAUUGAUUAGAAAUCGAGCAGUAGCAGAAUGGCAUUUUUCUCGAAUAUAAAAUUCUAGGAAAAGUUUAAUAGGCAGUCAUGCGUUGCACUGCUGCUAGUUGAGCUUAUAAAUUUAAAGAAACUUUAAAUUUACAUUUAACCUUAUUAUAAGAUACUCACUACUCACGAAAUACACUGUACAUUGAAAACAAAACAACGGCUGUAAUUAUAAAAGAGGAAGUUUUGUAUUCCACACAAACACAGGCAUCCCAAGCUGACUAAUACUGUGGGGCUUGUUAAAAAUUAAUAGACUAUUAAAUACGUACAAAAUAACUAGCAAUUAUUGUAUUUUGUCAUCGUAGGAUAUGAAGAAUUCUGCGGAUCAAGGAGGGUGUUAUCCACCCACAGGCGGCCCAAACUCACGUUGCGAGGGAAGGGUGUAAUGUAAUUUACAUAACAUAUGUGACGCGCCCGUGUCGCAUUACAGGCGACCGUUGAAAAUAUAAGAGACUUUGUAUGGGAAAUAUAUUACUGAGAUCUGCGAACGCGAAAUGAAUAAAAAAGUCUUACCUGCAAUCUAUUCCGCUGCGGUUUGGUGUCUGUUUGUCGAUUUACUGUUUUUUUGGCUUUAUUGCGUAACCACUGUUACUCCUUUCAUAGGAAAAGGUCAACGGUCAUGUGUAACGCGACACCGGCACGUCAAAUAUGUUAUGUAAAUUACAUUACACCCUUCCCUCGCAAAGUGAGUUUGGGCCGCCUGUGAUCCACCAAGGCUGAAGGCAGAGGUUGAUAACACCCUCCGAGAUCUGCAGAAUUCUUCAUAUCCUACGAAAGCCGAAUAGACCUUUUUACCGAUAUGGCGGCCAUAUUGAACUAAUUUGAUUUAAGGAGUAUUAUAGGAUGCCCAGGGGACAUGAGCACAUUUCGUUUGUGUUUUUGAACACUUUUUGGGACAUUUUUUCUUAAAGUUCUCUUAGAAUAAGAUCCUUGUGCCGUGUUUGGAUGUAAUAAUGAUUGCCUUUUUUCUGAGAAAUAUACAGUCAAAGAUUAGAUUUCUAAUACUAAACUAGAAAAAGGCGACCAUUAUUACAUCCAAACACCAUACAAGGAUCUUUUUUCCCAUUACAAUCUUAUUCUAAGAAAACUUUAAGAAAAGAUGUCCCGAAAAGCGCUCGAAAAUACAAAAAAAAUGUGCUCAUGCCCCCUGGGCAUCCUAUAAUGCUCCUUCAAUCAAAUUAAUUCAAUAUGGCCACCGUAUUGGUAAAAAGGUCUAUUCAAUACAUUGCUUUAUUAUUCAUUCAAAAUAAUUCCAAGUUGAAAAUUCCAAGCUAACACAUGCUUACCUGGGUCAAUGUUAAGUUCAUAUCAAUAGUGCAUCCUUAUCGGAGAUCAAGGGCUGUUCAAGUCUGCAAAUAUACUCUAAAAGCUGAUGUUGUCUUCUUGCUGUAACUCUUGCCAUGUUUUUAGACAAUAGUUCGCCGUGAAAUGAGUAAAAUGUUCUGCCAUUCACCAUACUCACUUCAAAAACAACUCAAACUCGUCCCCAGGUUUUCCUGGUUAACGGUUCAAUAAUCUGCAACUUUGCUGCACUUUUGUCAUCUGUUCAAUAUCAAUGACAAAAUUCUUCCAAAUUUGGUCAACAGUAGCUGGUCAUGAUGAAUUAUGCGUGUGAUUUGAGUCAAUCAGAAAUGGAGAAAUAUUUUGAAUGAAUAAUAAUAUUAUUAUUAGACUUAUUAAUGCAACCCAAAAAAGCAGGCUUCAUUUUAUUUUAAGAAAGGUUCUUGUAGGCUUCAUAGAUGGUUCCACUCCAGGGGUUAAUAUACUGUGGAUUCAAAGUGGUGGUAAUUAUCUAAGGAUUUUUUUGGGUUUAAAAAUUUCCCAUUAUUUCCAAGAAUUUUUUUCGGUAGGAAAGUUAAAUUUAAGUUCAUAUUUUAUUAGAGUGCCUUGAUUUGAGUACGGAUUUUAUUUUGGUUUUUCAGUAUCACUUAUUACAAUCUUGAGAUUGACAAUGUACACGCACCCUGCAUAUAGGCCAGCCACAUAAGUUCAUGAGGAAAAGAUAAAUUCAGAUGGUACAAUAAAGAAAUAAUGCAAAAAGCAUUUACUGGCCCUUUUAAGUUAUCAAGAAUUUUUAAGGCACAGAAAUUGGACAUGGGAUCUUUUGGAGGUCAAUACUUGGCCGUAAGAUUUUUGGGGUGCUUUGAUUUUUGACCAUACCUGUCACUUUAAUUGCGGAGUAUCAGUGCUGUCAACUCUCCCGGAUAAUCCAGGAGACUCCAGAUUUUGGACCGUAUCUCCCGGUCUCCAGAUUAGAGUCUGAUAUCUCCCAGAUAAUUGCCAAAGCUGCUAUUUCUGGUAGACUCGACUUUCUGACCAUAAAAUUUCAAAUAUUUUGCGUUGUUUGAGCCACUGUUAACAUGGAAUGUUUCCUCAUAAAUUCUGGUAUGCCACUGUAAUUUAAGCAAUGAUGUGGCUAAAUAUGAACUGUUUAAGUGCUAUACAGUCGCAUUGAUCGUGAUCAAUGAGCAUUUUUGGCACAAAUGACAUCAUUUGUUGUGUGAUAUGAUGUCAUCUAUAAUUCCCUCUCUAUCAGUUCUCAAUAUUUGAUGACGUAGGGGGUUGACAGCCCUGGAGUAUGCACCAUGAGUAAUGCACACAGGUGAAGAUAAAUGGUAGUGGGGGUGUGGAUGCAUUAAUAUUUGAGAUACGACAUAAAAUGACCAUUACAUUCUUUUUUCAGGAUAUUCUUUUUCCAUAUGCAAAGAAAAAUGUGAAGGUAUUUCUUGAGAGAAACUGGGGAACAACUCAAUGUACAGAGGAUAUAGAAGCUCUAAGAAAUCAGGUAUCUUAACAUGUAACUUGACUGAAACUCACGUCGCUACCAUAUGGAACCAGAUUACCCCCCCCCUCCCCUGGGUAAUAAUAUAUCCAUAUUGAAAUCAGUGGCGAUUCCUGUGAUCUGAUGGUUCUUAGCAGUGUGAUUUAUUCAUGAAUCAUACACAUACAUGUCACUCUAAAUCACGUCUGUUCUAAAUUGCAUCAUUCAUGUGUCAUGCACCAUUUUUGCUCUAUUUAUAACAUCAUUUCUGAAUACUAAAUGAGAUGUAAAGCCUUUUUGUUUCAACUUUUCAACAGCUCACUCAACUUAAAUUUCAGAUCACAGUGUAAAUACUACCUUGCUGUCUUUGCUGUGAAAACCACUCCAGCACUUACUGGUCUAGUUUUAGGAUAUUUGGGAUAUUUGGCCCAGUCUCUUCUCCAGCAUUGCACAUUAUGCUCGUACGACGUAUAGUCAAUAUUCUCGAUCGAUUUCUUUUAUCUUGAAAACCGUACUAUAUGAGGAGCGACAUGCUUUUGGCACGAUGAUAAAAAAUAACAGCGAUGAAAGGGAUACUUGAUACUGUGAAACGUUUUCUGGUUACUAGUAACUCAUAUUAUUAUUGUGGUUCUGUGGCCGCGUGGUAGUUGUAGCCAUGAGAGACUGCAAGUUUUUUCCUGUUCGUUAUUUUUUCAUGUUUUGCGUUGCGUAAAGUUAGUUUAAUUAGUACCUUUGAUAUCGCGCUUGGAGUAGUCUUUUGUUAGCCUUUUUUCAUAUGCUUAUUCUUUCUGUAUUCUAGUCUCGGCGUUGCAUUAUGUAAUCGUUAUUGUCAAUUUUUGUAAGUUCGUGAGGUUUAUUAUUUUCAGUCCAGUUUAGUAUAAAGUUUUGUGUUUUGGUUCAUGUAAAUCAGUCGCUUAGUUGUAUCCGGAGUUGCCGUACAGAUCUUGUAAGUAGUUAUAGUUAUGGUUAUUGUUAUAGUUUUUCCUUUAAUUUUUGCUCGUUUUCUUAGUCAUUUGUUGUACUUUAAGUUAUCGUUUUUGUAAGGCUAAUUCUGUAUUUUCUUUUUUUUUUUGCUGUAAUUGUUCUAGUGAAUCGAGAAGAAAAAGUCGAAUUCAAACUGUACAAGAGUGUUUUCUACAGUAGUAUUCAUAAAUUUCGUUGGAUCAAUUGAUAUUCACGUCUCUUCAUUGGUUUUUCUUUUUUCUUUAUUUUAAUUCAUUAGGUUUUGUGUUUAGUGAGCCAUUUUCUAAUGUUUUCUGUGAGGUUCGCUUUCUCAAUUGACCAGUUACAAUCAAGAAUUUUGCUCUUGGCUUAUAGCUAAUGGUUUUACUUUUUUUUGGUUGCAUAAGUCUAUAGAGAGGAGAAGUGUGAUGUCACGUUAGCAUGGUGGCAAAAUUUUUGGAUGACAAUAAUAGGGUUAAGCAAUCUAUGAUGAUGGCGACGGCAAUGAGAAUGGCAAAAAAGCAAGAAGUUUAGGUUGGCAAAACAAUAACUUUGGAUGUGCAUCACGCUUUUUUGUACAUUUCGUAGCUGUCAUUGCACGACUGCGACAUGAAACUUCCUAAUUUGUUGCACCCACUUUAUGGAGCAGGUGAACACUACAUAAAAAUUUUGUUUUCCUUUUUGUAAACUUAGAUACCGUUGUUUCAGAUUCAACCCCAGAAAUUUCGCCAACAUUUGACUAAUUAAAUGAAACUGAAUAAAAUUGAUGAAGUUUGAAACAGUGCAAAUUCACUUUUUAAGUGAUGUUUUCAGUUUGUUGCCAUCCAGAAAGUUUGUUACCAUGGCAAAGUGACAUAACGACUUCUCCUCUCUAUUGGAAGGUCUCUGAUUUUCAGGGUAUCAGCUUUUAGCCGAGAUUCGCCUUAUGGAUGAAGAAAUACAGUAUUUAUUGGUACUGACUGAACUCUACAAUUUCAAAAUGACUGUAAUAAAGUAGUAAUUGAACUUCUCGUCAUGCAAUUUUGGUCUGAAAUCAUACUUGUGAUUGCAAAUCGAACUUGCACUGUAUGCUCAUCUGUUUAAAAUCCCAUGUUGAUUUCAGUGUACCAAUUGGCCCUCCACUCAGUUCAGUUACCAUGUGAUUAUUAAUUUUUAUCUAACCAAAUUAGGCUAAAAAAGAUAAAGACAUCACGGAAGGAGUUCUGUCAAUUCCUGAUCUGGAUGAUGAAAACCAGUCCAGUGAUGAUAAGAAUGGGCUUGAUAGCAGGUACUUAUCGAUAAAACUUGAAGUUUUUAGUUAAUUUUCAAGUGAUUUUUAGCUGUCUUAAAAAGUGAGAUGAAAUGGAGAGAGAAUGGUAUUUUACUGAAGUAUGGUAAAAAAAAUUGACAUUUCAGUUCACUAUAGCACUAAUUAAACUGUAGAUAAAUGCAGAAUUAUUGCCACAUGAACCUGUUUUAAGCUCUGUUAAGUAAGAUCAUCAGCAGAGCUGAUCUAGUCUUUAACCAGGCAGUCAUGAGUUUGACUUCUAUUAACUGAGAGAACACUAAGAUUUCUCUGUUCUGAGAUGCCUACAGUUGUCACCAACUAAAAGACAUCAGUUCUCAGCAAAAGAGUAGUAAUAUGUAUACUCAGUCUGGUAAACUACCUAUAAUCUCAAAGUAUUCGGGUUCAAAAACUAGAACAUUGCCAUAAAAGACAUUAAAGGGACAGGUUCACGGUUCAGCACAUGCUCAUUAAUUUAAUUACUUUUUUGCAAUUUGUUAUUAAUUCUAUUGGUUAAUAAUCACACUCACAUGUAUCUCAAUGAUCUCAGAGUGUAUUUCAAAGUAGAGGUGUAUUUCAGUGUAGCCUGAAGUGGGAUGGAGGAGUACUAAAAUCGCAGAAAAAAUUAGUGGAUUAUGCCAACACUACCAACGUUGAAUUUAUUGUUGACCCGAAGGUUUUAUUCCAUGGUUGAUUAAUUUACAGCUAAUUUCACCCAAGUUGAUCAAGUGACUGCCAGGGGAGUGUGCAGAUUGAUUCUUUGACAUUAUUAUAACAUGAUCAUCUUGCUUUCAUAGACGAUACAGCAUGUCCCGACAGAAAAACAGCAUUUUGAGUAAUGAGUAUGAUCUGAACCAUGAACCUGUCCCUUUAAUCAUCAUGGAUAAUGUGUAUAGAGGGUUUAGUUUUAUCGUUUGUCUCACAAUAAUUGUCACUUUGAUAUUGAUCGCGACAUUUUGACCGCACACUGCAGGUCUUCGUCAGACAAUAAUGUUGAUUUACUGAGGUGAACUAUUUGUACCACUGUGGUUGUUAGCGAUUGGUAUAUCACAAACCUCGCUCAUGGUUGGUGGGUUUUGAUCCAACGCAUUGUUGGCAUUGUGAGAGGAAGAAACUGAUCCCUCGACAGUCUGCUGUGGUAGAGGUCGGAUGUCAUGUUGUCUGAUUGUAGGCACUCUGUGCUUCAGGAAUCUCAAUUCCACUGUCCCUGUCGAUGUUGUUAGGAUAAAGUCUUAUAUAGAUAGCCUCCUUAACCUAGGUUCUGCAGUAUAGAAAAACAAUUUUAAAAAACGUGAGAAAAAAAUUGAGCAGGGUUUUAGAAAAAUUGUGAUGACAUUUUGAAGUUAAAAAAGGGUCUGGUUGACAAAAUAAUUUAAUUCCUGUUAAAGGUAACUUUGAUUUAAAAAAAAACCAUUUCUUUUUAUUAUUUUUAAAUUAAUUUUUAAUAAUUUUUAUUUCUUCCCCUUAGUUCAAGAGGUUAAAAAAGAAAUUUUUUUGUCUUUAGCAGGGAAACUAUCAUUGAUGCUGCUGUGAAAAAUGUCCUUUGGCAAAUGAGCUCAGAUCGAAAAACAACUGCAUUGAAACAACUCCAAGGUCACAUCUGGAAAGAAGCAUAUGAUGAUGGAAAAAUCAAAGGAGAGUAAGUCUUGUUUUUAUUCCUAAUUCAUUAAUGGUUAAAUUUUUUCUAUUUUAAACCCUGAGUGUCAGGCACUUCCGGUGGGGUAAGAGGAAGAGAGAAGCUUCAUCCUCUAAAAUCUCCUUGAUCAUAACCCCUAACGAAGGCAUGAUAUGAGCACAAUUCUAUUUAAAUAAUAAGCUACUUAUUGCAGGAUGCAAAAAACCGUUCGGAAAUAAUUUGUACAAUUGGUUAUUUCCCGACACAGACCAAUUUGUGGUCUUUUUCGAGCUGAAUGACAGUACGUCUUUACGGCAGACUUUUAACGAUUCAGGCUCUAUUAUUUGCCAAACAUCUUCAUCGCUUUCUUUGUUGGUUUGAGUGACUAGAAGUUCAAUUCCAAAAAUGCUAGAGACGAAAAUCAUAGCUGAACAACGUCAUCAUGGCACGGGCGUGCAUAAAUAAAGAUUUAUAGCGGCUUUAUAGGACUUAUACAGGGCAAGCACGCGCGCUAUUGUUAUAAUACUAGAUUUGAGGAUUUCUCUGCAAUGGUUUGAAGUCCACUGUCUGAAGUAAAUUUAGAAUGCAUUUAUAACGGGAGCUUCAAUUUAGCUCUGGCUAAAUCUAUAUAGUAUCCGUUUGUAAAUGCGUAGCACCCAUUUGCAGUGCGCGUAAAAAUCACUCAUUUUUUUCCCCGCCGCGUGGCGCCUUUUCUCGCGUAGGGUGAUUUUCACGCGCGCUCGCGUUUGGCUCGCUAUACUAUCCCUGAGCAAAAAUGGGGACUACUAGUAGUCUAGAAAGCUGCCCGCAAAGGGCAGGCAAAUGAAGACGAUUUAUCUAGAUAUAAGCAUUUUUUGAGCUUGGAAAAAUUUUGAACGAAUAAUGAAACAUUGUCAGUCAUCGGAUUCGGCUUUCUUAGUAUAAUAUAUGAAACAAACGUUGAUCUCGGAGGGUUUUAUCCACGCUGAUUUUCGACGUCGGGGGAUAACACCCCUCAAUUAGCGUAAUUCUUCAUCCAUGUAUCAUACUUAGUCUCAUUGAAAUUACUAUUUAUUUCACAAUGAAAAUUGCCUGAACGUAAGAACAAUCGGACAGCACAAGCACAAAGACAGAAAGCAACACUUUCCCUUUUUAACGCUUGCAUUGUGCCUGUGUCGCUCUCAGUGAGAACUAGGCUUUAAUUUUGUUUGUUACAACAUUUCAUUCCAGCAUAUUUGAUGAUGUUACCCCUGCAUUCAAACAAUGGAAAUCAAAGGACGUUAAAAUAUAUAUUUAUUCAUCUGGAAGUGUGGCUGCUCAAAAGCUUCUGUUUGGAAAUUCUAAGUUUGGAGAUUUAUUACAGGUAAUUAAACUGAGUUUUGCUCUGUAACAGUUUUUUUCUACUGGAGCUACAAAAAACCUUAUGCACAAUCUUAAAAAACUCCGAAACUCUUAGCGCCUUCAAAGAAAGCAGCUUAAAAUUAGUGGGAGGAAAUGUUUCUGUAUUCCUGACAAAUCAGGAAAUUUUGAUACGUGAUUCACUUUUCUGUUUACACGUAGAUGCCUGAAUUCGAAAUAAAAAUAUCGACGUGUCCAAAGAUUUUGAAUACGGUGAAUGAAUACUUUGAAUCCAAAUGAAUAUUCUCACAUUAACAUCUGUGUGUGUAAACGUUAAUGAACCCAAAUACCCUAUAUGCAGUUAACCCGAAAAAUUUAUUAAGAACUCCCUUUUAGUUCAAAACCUUGCCGUUCUUUGUGUCGUCAUGCAACGCUCCUGUGUAGAGAGCAGACUAGUGAUAAUCUGAUAAUGACGUCAUUGCAUAUGUGACUGCAAGUAAGUAUCAAACAUUGACAGACCUGGUGCGCUGUUUGUUUGACAAGUUGUGCGGUAUUGGUCAUCACGUCUUCCAUUAGGUAAUCUUCGUCACGAUGUAUGUCUUCUUGACGUUCAUCCUUAAUAUCGUCAUCAUCAUCAUUAUCAUCAUCAUCAGCAUCACUGACACUAUUACUACCAACUGUCAUAGUUUUUAUGUCAAUAUGGUUAACAUUCUUGGAUUUUUUUCUCCUCGCCUCUAGUAUAUAAAUGGACAUUUUGACACUAAUAUCGGAGCGAAAAUGGAAUCAAACAGUUACGAGAAGAUAGCAGAGGAGAUGAAGAUGAAGCCCUCGAGUAUUCUUUUUGUUACUGACGUUAUUGGUGGUAAGCUUUUAGAGUUAUCAUUGUCAAACACAUCCAUUUUGGCUUUGUUUGAAAACUCUCAUAGUCAGGCGAAAAAACCUCUCAUAGUUCCUUUGUUUAACAAAGAUUAAGUCCACCAUAACCAAAGGGAGAACGCAGAAAAAAGGUUUUCCUGAUUAAUAAUUCAUGGGCGAUGGAAUGUCUCCCUUACCCUUCAAAUACGGCCGUCUCCUCUCGUGAACUCGCCCCUCGCUGCUAGGGACAUUUUGCCACCUGCAUCUCCUCGCUCCCCUCCGCUAGAGACAUUGCGCGGGAGAGAGUCUCUCCCACGAAACGUCCCAAGCGGCGAGGAGCGACGAGACACGGCUGUAUUCGCAGGCCAGUUCUCCCGUUCUUUUUCGUUAAACUUUGCCUCCAAUGAUAUCUUCCGUGAACAUUUCGGCCCGAUUAGUUACCCGUGUGGGGUCUCCGAGGUAUGGUUAAGACCCGAUCGCGGAGAUGACCUCCAAAAAGGACUUUACAGAUUAAAGGAUGCGUAAAACCGACACGCCGGAAUCUGGGUAAUAUUCCCGAUUAGAUGUGGCGCUUCCCCAGUAUGUUUUAACUAGUAUUGUAUGAGGCUGUACAUGAGAACGUUGAGUGAGAGUCGCUCAUGCAGUUAUUAACCAAACUCUUCUUGAGGUACAUGAUAAGGGGUUCCAUUUUCAAUGGAAAGUGUCAGUAAUAAAAGGGGUACCUAUUUGGUCAGAAGUAGGGUAUAAAAGGGCUAGGGUCUGGACUUCGGGACAGAGCAUGCCUGUAUAAAACUUGUACCCUCCCAUCCGCCCUCUGUGCCCUCCAAGUUGGGAUCCUGUUAAUAACAGUUAUAUGUAAGUGGAAGUAUGGGUAAGGGUGUGUAAGAAUUGGUUGCCAUUUUAAUGCUUCGCGCCCUAGCACAAUUAUGUUGGAAAAUGGCUUCGACAAUUCUGCAAUUUAGUUUAUUAGCACCCAGUAUAACUUUUUUAGUCAGCGUACAAAAGGUUAAAAACAGGGUAUUGGCAAUACAUGAAACUUCGAACAUUGCGGCAAAAUGACGAGGCCGCUUAGCUCGUUUAAACUUUGACACUAUUUGAUCGCGCUUGAAUUAUUCAUUUUCAAACUUAGUAUUCUUUUUCCAUGUGUUUUUCUCGCAGAGGCAAAAGCUGCUUUAGAGGCAGGAUUUAAAACUGCUGUUAGUGUUCGACCGGGAAACGCAGACCUCACAGAAGCAGAUAAAAAGAGGUUUACAACAAUAUCAACAUUCGAUGAGCUGUUUCCCAACACUGCCACGAAAGAUUCACCCAGGAUAAAGAAAGCAAAACCAGAUGUCUGA
Molecule: messenger RNA, 10242 nt
Organism: Porites evermanni
Lineage: Eukaryota; Metazoa; Cnidaria; Anthozoa; Scleractinia; Poritidae
Source: the annotation of a GenBank genome assembly